GCUCAUCGUAAUCCAGUCAGUCAGUCAUACAUAGGUGCAGCUGUAUGGGUAUUCAUUGAGCGAGUUUUAUUAUUCUGUCGUGCAAUGGUGUCCUAAACUAUUGGUGUUGUGUUGUGAUAACUGCAAAAACUUCAUAAGUGACAGCAAAUUAUUGUGAUCGUAAAACGAUGAGGUUGUAUGAUAUCGAUUGUAUUGCGUGAUUAAUUAUUCAGUAAAACCGGUUUAAUGCGAGUGUGAUACGCGAUAGUUAGCAGAGAGAAGACUUUGUUUACAAUGGCAUUUUCACUCAAUAAAUUGAAGAAUAUUUUGAAUACGAACCGGGACAGCCAGCUGGCGGGCAGUGGCAGCUUGGAACCCGAGAUAGGAUUCAAGUUGGCCUUGCAUCCAAUCAGUAAAAAUUUAUACGUGACCGUUAUCGGCGCCCGGCACCUUCCGUCCUUGUUUGGGUUGAGUCGCGCCCAUGGAUACCUUGUUAAAGUCAAAGUUUUUCCCGGCGACAGUAGAUUUGAAACAUCAUUACAGGAGAGUUCGUGGCCCGUGUGGAACGAAGAUUUUAAAUUUCAACUAAAACAAAAAGACGCAAAGAAGGCUUCAGAAAAACCUGACCUUCAAAGUUUGCUCGCCGGCCACUUUUUGUCGCUUACCAUUUAUGCUAUAUUAGAACCUCCAAAACAAGAUUCAGAUAAACGAAAAAAUAGUAAAACAUUAGACUCGAAAAAAACAGCCAAAGUGGCGGAACAGGAAGAGCCAAAAGCUAAAAGUGGAUUUUUCGAGAAGACAUUCAGCAGUUUCAAAUCUACGAAAGCCGAGGCAAUAGCACAAAAGUCUAUUUUAGAGAAACGAAGAACAGUCGGAGCAGCUACGUGGAACUUUGACUCCAAAUUAUUUCAAAAUGAUCUCAAGAAUGGUUUGAUUGGAACUCCUGACAUUUGGCGGCCAAUCAACGCCAUCACGAGUGGUAUCACUGCGGCGGAUUCACGGAGGGAAAACAAGAAGGGCCAGUUGGAGGUAACUUUGCUGUACACGGCGAGCGAAGAUGGGCUAAACGAUAUAGUGCAGCUCACGGUCAACAGGCUACGAUGCAGUGUGCAGACGAUGCAACAACAAGAACAGUUUAAAGCACCGCUGUACCUGAAAGCAACGAUAUUAGAGGCGAACAAAGCUGAGUGCUAUUGGAAAAGCGAUAGAUUUGUUCCCGCAAUAUCUGCCAGAUGGGACCCGAAAUCUGCUACGGUGAAACUGACAGUUUUCAAGGCUAGUUUGAAUAAAGUCAGUAUUUAUAUUAGCCUCGGAUGUAAGACAAAGAUGGCGAAGAAAGAAAUAUUGGGAAAAGCGACGAUCGACGAAAAAUCCGCCUACGCAGACAGUUGGAGCGAGUGCUUGCGCCAACCGGGCAUACCAAAAACUUUUUGGGUCAAUUUCGAAUAAUGGUCUUAAAAUUUUUCAAGAGCAACUAUGACGAACUUAGAUUAAGUCGUGACAGAACAAAGUUCAUUGUGAAUAUUUUUCGUAUCGUUUAAAGCACGUUGUGAAUUUUUGUUAUGCUAAGAUAUAUUUUAUGACAACAAUUUUAACUUAAAAAUAAUUAUUAACGUAUUAUUUUUAUAUCACAAAGCUUAAUGGAUAAUAUACUGUACUGAUAUUGUUUUUUACUA
Messenger RNA from Helicoverpa zea (corn earworm), 1655 nucleotides. RefSeq lists its product as uncharacterized. The transcript has 4 exons. The record is from RefSeq and is a predicted model, not a curated record. Lineage: Eukaryota; Metazoa; Arthropoda; Insecta; Lepidoptera; Noctuidae. Bases 274 to 1428 code for a protein of 384 amino acids.